CCCAGCGUGCCUCGCGGCGCUCCCGCCGCGCCCGGCUGUCGUCCUUGGUGUGGGCCGCGUGAAUGGAGCUCCGGGCAUGAAGCAGCGCCUGGCACGGCCCGCGCAGCGCCUACCUGUGUCCCGAGCGUGAGUGCGGGCAGCGGCCGUGCGCGUGCGCACUCGCCUUCGCGCGCGGGCAAGCGCCCGACCGUUGGCGCGCUAAGCGGGCGACCGUGCAAGGCGGCCCCGCGCGCCCCGCCGGCCGGUUGUUGCGGGGGUCUCCCGCCUGGCGCGGGGGGCCGCGGGCAGCCGUGGCGGCCGCCGGAGACCGCAAGGGGCGGCGCAGGGGCGGAACGGGCCGGCCGCGAGCCGCGCAGGAAGCGCCAAGCAUGCCCCGCGACAACAUGGCCUCCCUGAUCCAGCGCAUCGCUCGCCAGGCGUGCCUCACCUUCCGCGGCGGCGGCGGCUCGACGGGCUCCGAAGGGCCGGCGCCCGGCUUCCCGGAGAACCUGAGCCAGCUCAAGAGCCUGCUGACCCAGGUGCGCGCCGAGGACCUCAACAUCGCACCGCGCAAGGCGCUGCCGCAGCCGCUGCCGCGCAACCUCCCGCCGGUCACCUACAUGCACAUCUACGAGACCGAGGGCUUCAGCCUGGGCGUGUUCCUGCUCAAGAGCGGCACGUGCAUCCCGCUGCACGACCACCCGGGCAUGCACGGUAUGCUCAAGGUGCUGUACGGCACGGUCCGCAUCAGCUGCAUGGACAAGCUGGACACGGGGGCCGGGCAUCGGCGGCCGCCGCCUGAGCAGCAGUUCGAGCCUCCGCUGCAGCCCAUGGAGCGGGAGGCCGUGCGACUCGGCGUGCUGCGCUCCCGGGCCGAGUACACCGAGGCCAGUGGGCCCUGCGUGCUCACUCCACACCGGGACAACCUGCACCAGAUCGAUGCUGUGGACGGGCCAGCUGCCUUCCUGGACAUCCUGGCCCCACCCUACGACCCUGAGGACGGCCGGGACUGCCACUAUUACCGUGUGGUGGAGCCCAUCAGACCCAAGGAGGCUUCCGGCUCUGCCUGCGACCUUCCCCGAGAAGUGUGGCUCUUGGAGACCCCACAGGCCGACGACUUCUGGUGCGAGGGAGAGCCCUAUCCAGGCCCCAAGGUCCUACCUUGAAGCUUCUGCCACCGGGGAACUGUGGGCCAAAGAUGUACCCUGUCCUGCUCAAGAAAGGCCUGGCUGCCCUCUACCUACCAUAAGGGCUCUUCUCUCUCUGCCCCCUCGCCUGGACGAUGGAUUUACUGGAGUGACCAGCGCCACAUCUUGGGCAGCCUUGGGGAGCACGGCCCACUGGAGUACAGCCACCACCACCACCACCACCGGGCACGGUUAUGGGGGCGGGUGGGCGGGGAGGCUAGGCUGAUUCCUGGUAUUGUCACUGCCACCAAGGCUUUGAUUUAAGGGAACAGGGCAGGGCCCCUAAAGCGCUUCCAUCCUAAAGCCAUAACGAAAACAUUUUUGUUUCUCAUUCUCUACAAAAUACACUAAGUGGUUUUGAAUCCCUCUUCACUUCGGUGACCAAGAUUUGUUUUCCCUCCUGCCCACUCUUGCUCCUUAAUGGUUUAAUUUAUUACUGAUCGUGCAUGACCUUGAAUUUUUUAUUUCUUUUCUUUCUUUCUUUUUUAGUUAUUCCUUUGGUUCAAAAAAAAAAGCAUACACACAAACAACUGAGCAUCUAAAGUGAGGAGUUGUGAAACUCCUUCUAGCGCUGGGGUUCCCCCUCAUGACUGCGUGCUGAGGACUAUUGCUUUCCUCCACUGGCUUGGUAGCCACUUGUGGUGUACUCAGGUAGCCUUUAGUAAGAAACUCACACAUGUGAAUUCUCUGUCAGGCCCUUAGAGCUCAUCUUCCCCUUGGGUCGUUUAAACAGAUUUUUUUUUUUCUGUUGGGGAAUUUGCCUUUAAAGCAAAGACUAUAUUAUCCUCAACUGACUUUUUUCUUGAUGUACUUCAAAGAUGAUACAAUAAUUAAGUGUUUUCUAACCCAGACGAUUCAGAGGAGCUGAAUCUGCUAUGCUUCCAAAUAACUGAAUGUAAAGGCCCCGGCCACCUGUUGAAUUCCAUAUUCUUACUUCCUUCCGGCUUCUUCCAGUAGACGAGAAAGAUACUCUUGACUGUUUUCUGCCUUCAGAGGAGCUGUGGUUCCUGCUGUGCUGCUGGAGAUAGUGUCUCUGCGUUCCCUUAGACAAGAGCCAGUGCUGCCUACUACCUGCCUUUUCUCGCAGGAAGAGGUAGAAGACAUAGCGUACCCUGGGAGGGCCUCUGGAUGUAGCCUGCCUGCUAAGCACGCAAGAAGCCCUGGGCUCCACUCCUCAGUACCACAGGAACCAGUGUAGCACACAGCUGUAGCUCCAGCAUUUAGGAAGGACAGGCGGGAGGGGCAGAAGUCAAGGUCAGACUUAGCUACAGAGUGAAUUUGGGCAGAACCUUGGAUGCCUGAGACACCAUCAUAUAAAUGUGUGUGUAUACAUAUAUACAUGUGUGUGUGUGCACACAUAAUAGAUGAUUGAGAAUUUAAUCAUUUAGGGCACCAAGAUCGGGAGAAUAAACCCUAUGCCAGCUCCUGCAGCAAACGCUCGUGCCGCUGCCACAGUAUGGCUAGCUGAGCUCGGCACCCUUACCAUGUUUACAGACCUGUUGACACUAUCGAUUCUGGCCAUGGACCACCAGUUUUCCCUGUUUACUACGUAUAGGGUUCCUUUCAAUAACAGGCCUUUUCCUAAAGACAAACUGUAGAAAUCAAAUGUGCCCAACUGUCUUCUAAGCCCUCUUGAUGGCUCACGUGGCAAUAGAAUAUAAUAAUAUCGGCGAUAAAUGGAGACUUAACUACCAUGGGUAGCAUGUGUUUGUUGAGCAGGAAGGGAAGCCGCUUUUGGCUCCACAUACCCAGGUUACACAUCCAGGCUGAAGGGGUGUCUGUUCCCAGUGCAGUCGUUAAAGUGGGACGAGAUGGCAAAUCAUUGAUGGCUUGGCUUGUGACUUUUUGUUUCAUUUUAAUAAAAAUGAAAACAACAGGCCAGUGGACACCUGCUUUAAACCUGACACAGGACCCACACCAAGCACCCACUGCUGCUGCUAGAGUUGAAGUUCUUUCCAGUCAUGGUCCUUAAAAUGUCUGAGUCCUUGCGAAGCAGCUCUCUGAGCUACUGGUUUGAAAAUCUAGAUAGGAAGUGAUGGUUUUAAAUUUGACUAUUUCUUUUCAUAAUAAUGAGUAUGGUUUUCAGCCACAUACACAGUUUGAGUUGCAGCAAAGGUUGAUUCAUUUACAAAGACUGUUGAGAGUCAUGUGUUCUUUACUCCACACUCGGAGGUACUUCAAUGGAGCCUGUAGAAAUCUAGCCUGGAAUCGGGCUAGUAGUAGAAGUGAUUAUAAAGGUCUUCACUGCAAAGGAGGGGAAAUAGUAAAGGUUUGCUAUAAGCAGUUUGGAAGGAGGAAAAAAAAAACCCUAAGGUGCUUUUCAAAAGAGUAACGACAUCGUUCUGAGCUAAAACAGCAAUACUGUGUUCCUCGUUAGUUCAGUAAGAACAGUGGAACUCAUUUCAUUAAUACAUUGAGUAAAUUUACGGUGAAAACAGUAUAAUAUGUUUUAAUGAGCCACUUGAGAAAGAACAUGCUCAUUACUAAGAUACAAUGUGCAGAAAAAUCCUCGCACGUCUAUGCAUAAACUAUCAGCUGUAACUUCUGCCGUUGUGUUUCCCCAUAGACCUACAAUAUAGAUUGUGGUCUAGAAAUUGGGAUAAAAGUUACCUUCUCCUUUUCUUGAGAAAGACCAGUGAGCACAAUGGUGUCAGUCACUUAACUUUUCUGAUGAAUAAUAAAUGCAAUAACUAGCUCCUGGAUAAGAAGCUGUCUGUCUGUCUGUCUGUCAGUGACCAAUUAUAUCGAUGUAAGAUUUUCAUACCUUCCUACUCCUUUGAGAAUUGAUGGGUUUACUACCACAUGCUGCUGAUUACAUGGAAAAGCCAGCCUUUUGAGUAAUGUGUUUCCUAUGUCUAUAGGAGUGAGUUCUCUGGGUUCUUAACAUGACUCGAGUCCCACUGUUAAAAUGUAUACCUUUCCUCCCCUCUCCUUGCAUUGUCUUGUAGGUUCCUUGAACCUGAAAGCUGGGGAGAACCUGCCUGCUCCUACUUCAAAUGAGUCAACUGCUUUAAGUCUCCUACCCGGCAGAGAAACAGUUGCCCCCCACUUCAGAGCUCUGACAGCAUUUACUCCUAUACCCGCAGGCCUGAAUUCAAAGCUUAGGGUUACACAGAACCCAGAUUGGACCAUUGCACUGAGGUUUCUGCUGUCAAAGGAGAUCAUUUCCUAAUGGUACCCAGUCUUUCAAUGCAGGGGUGUUUACGCUUCUGAGUAAAAUCUGUACUUAUGGGAAAUAAAGGCAUGUUUAAAAUUA
This is a messenger RNA of Apodemus sylvaticus (European woodmouse), 4422 nucleotides long. It is a transcript of the gene Ado, whose product is annotated as 2-aminoethanethiol dioxygenase. The record is from RefSeq and is a predicted model, not a curated record. NCBI's taxonomy places the organism in Eukaryota, Metazoa, Chordata, Mammalia, Rodentia, Muridae. The coding region runs from base 369 to 1145 and encodes 258 amino acids. Gene Ontology annotation, cellular component: mitochondrion. Gene Ontology annotation, molecular function: oxidoreductase activity, acting on single donors with incorporation of molecular oxygen, incorporation of two atoms of oxygen. The transcript has a single exon.